This is a messenger RNA of Trematomus bernacchii (emerald rockcod), 1557 nucleotides long. It is a transcript of the gene polr1g, whose product is annotated as RNA polymerase I subunit G. Gene Ontology annotation, biological process: transcription by RNA polymerase I. The record is from RefSeq and is a predicted model, not a curated record. Bases 108 to 1094 code for a protein of 328 amino acids. The transcript has 3 exons. NCBI's taxonomy places the organism in Eukaryota, Metazoa, Chordata, Actinopteri, Perciformes, Nototheniidae.
AGUUCAGAGGUCAUCUGGCGUCAACACAUGUGCGUCCACUGUAGCCAUGCGUUUUGGUGUAGAAAACUUGUAAUUUGAGCAGUUUGUGGUUAUUAGUAAACCUAAGAAUGCCUAGAGACAUGUCAUCAAGCGAGGAUGAGGGCAAAAACACUGCAGGAUCAUCUGUAAAGCAGAAAGAAACUGAGAAGAAGAUGCAGCAGUACCAGUGUCCUGCUGACUUUGUGUCUUUCAGACAUAAGCCCUGCAGCAGCACUCUUAAAAAGAGUCUGGAGGAAAACAGCAAUGAGUUAUGGCUCAUUAAAGCUCCAGCCAGCUUUAAGCCAGAAAGUUUCAGUGAGGUGAAGGUCCCCCUCUCAGGUCUCAAGUCCCUGAAGGUUCCUACUGGAGCUAAGACAGGCAGUAAGCAUCAGAUCUACAGCCUCCUGGCCUCCCCCCACGGCACCUCCGGCCUGCGCCUGCUCACCAGCACCAAGAAGUCCUCACAUGAUGUGGUUUUCGGCCCCGCUUUUUCUGGCUUGCUGAACGUGUGUGAGACUUACGGAGACCGCAGCGCCAACCAGGCCCCCCAGGUCAUCCCCGCGGCCCCCGCACCCUCCAUCCCCCCGGGGCUAAAGCAGCGAUUCCACCCCUUCGGCAGCAGGACCCCCACGCUGACCUGCGUGGCAGAGAGCGAAGCAGACGGAGCCACAUUCGGGCCCUCGUCUGCAACUCUCCAACCCCUCGUAGUGAAGCGACCUGCAGGAGAAACAUGGCAGGUGGAAGACGAGGAAGGGCGGAAAAAGAAGAAGAAGAAAAAGAAAGAAAAGCGGAUAAAGACGGAAGGUGUGGAGGAGGCGGAGAGGGCUGUAAAACAGGAACCGGUUACUGAAAUACAGGAAGAAAUGACGGAGCUCCCCCUUCAGGAAGGUGAGGAGAAGAGGAAAAAGAAGAAGAAAAAGAAGGACAGGGAGCGAGAGGAGGUGGAGGAGGGCCUGGAGCCCAGUGUGAAGGUGGAGGUGAAAUGUGAACCAAUGGACACUUUGUAUGGUGAUGCAGUAGAAGGCUCUGGAAAAAAGAAGAAAAAGAAGAAGAAAAGCAAAACGGAUGACGACUAGUCUGUUGUUGUUCAAUGUUUAGUUUUGUUUAUUUUUUAAGCCUUGAGCCAGUCUGGGAGCCAUUACUACUAAUUCACUCCAGCAAAUUGACGGAUUACAUAAGGCUGGCAGGACACUCAGAAAACAUGGAUUCAUUGACUUUAGGGCCAAUGUUCCUCUCAUUGAGGCUCAGAAAGGGAUAUUUCACACAUAAAGAAUAUGUGCAGCCACAACCAUCUUUGAGAACAAAGCAAUAAAAGUCAACACUGGGACUACUUCAGCAUUUCUGCCAGUUUCUGUCAAGUUUCUGGGAUUAUGCUCACAUCCAAGCUGGUCGCUGGCGGAAACCAGUGAUGACACAAACACGGAAUAAGAUUCUCUGUCAUGACAUGUUAUUAGAUUUUUGUUCCUGAAGGCUCUUAGUAUGUGUUGGAAAACACAUGUUUCAAAACUGCAGAAACAAUUAAAGGAAUUGUAAAUGAAA